CAUUCUAUGUUGAGUAGUAGUGAACUGUGGAACCAGUGGUUAACCUCGGACACCCAGGCUUUAAGGUAGGCUCUAUCUAAGAAGUCUGCAGUGUGUUGAAGCCAUACUCAACAUGGACCAGAAGGCUCUAAAGAAACUGGUAGAAUCCAUUAGUAAUACUGUUAAGACCUUCAAGAAAAAUGAAAUAGAGUGUCUUAUAAGACUUUUUCACAGCUUGGUAAAAGCAACGGAUAAAAGACUUGAUAACGUUGGACUAGAUUGUAAUGCAUUUCGAGGGAUCCUGUACAACGUAUUUGGAAUGACUGAUGAUAUGCUAAUGAAUAGGGUAUUCUUUGCAUUUGACAAAGACAAAGAUAACUGCAUAAAUGUAAAAGAGUGGAUUAAAGGAUUAUCAGUGUUUCUUCGAGGGACUUUUGAAGAAAAGCUGAAGUUUUGUUUUGAAGUUUAUUAUUUGAAUGGUGAUGGCUACAUUUCUCGGGAGAAAAUAUUUGACAUGUUGAAGAACAGUCUGCACCAGCAGUCAUCUGAAGAAGAGGGUGAUGAAGGAAUAAAAGAUCUGGUUGAUAUAGCACUGAGGAAAAUGGAUUAUGACAAUGAUGGCAAGAUAUCUUUCGCAGACUUUGAAAAAGCAGUGAAAGAAGAGAGACUUUUGUUGGAAGUAUUUGGACCAUGUUUACCAGAAGCAAAGAAAUGUCUUGAUUUUGAAGCUCUGGCAUUCAGACAUAUACUGUCUUCCAGUUUUUGAAUGUCAAUCACUCAAUACUUGUAUUAAAAUGAGAAAUAGA
Molecule: messenger RNA, 785 nt
Organism: Talpa occidentalis (Iberian mole)
Lineage: Eukaryota; Metazoa; Chordata; Mammalia; Eulipotyphla; Talpidae
Product: calaxin-like
Exons: 6
Coding region: 113-745 (210 amino acids)
Molecular function (GO): calcium ion binding
Source: RefSeq, a predicted model, not a curated record